Messenger RNA from Lactuca sativa (garden lettuce), 3037 nucleotides. The record is from RefSeq and is a predicted model, not a curated record. Lineage: Eukaryota; Viridiplantae; Streptophyta; Magnoliopsida; Asterales; Asteraceae.
CCUAAACAACUUGUUCAACUUUCAUCUCUGAGCAUUAUGUUAAACCUUUCUCAAAACAACUUGUUUGGGUCACUUCCCGCGGAGGUUGGCGACCUCAAGAUGUUGACUUCUUUGGAUUUAUCUCAGAAUAACUUAUCAGGCCAAAUUCCUGGAUUCUUGGAACGGCUGGUCUUACUAGAAUAUGUAAACCUAUCCUUUAAUGAUUUGGAGGGUGAAGUACCCGGUGCUAGGAGUGUUUGCCAAUGCAAGUGCAUUCACUGUUUUGGGGAAUAGCAGGCUUUGUGGUGGCUUGCCUGAACUUGGGUUGCCCAAAUGCAAGGGGACACAUGAUAAACAUAAGAAAAAGUUUCCUUUGUUCAUAAUUUUCAUUCUUAUUGCAUCCACCCUUUUCAGCAUUUUAAGUUUUGCAUAUGUUUGGUGUAAGAAAAAGAAGAGUCAACCAUCUCAAUUGUCAAGGAACGAACAGUUCAUGAAAGUAUCAUAUGCUCAACUUGUAAAGGCUACCAAUGGCUUCUCCCAAGCCAAUUUGAUUGGCGAAGGUGGGUUCAGCUCUGUUUACAAAGGAAUCCUUGAUGAUCAUGAUGAUAGAUGUGUUGUCAAAGUUAUACAUCUUCAAAACCGAGGUGCUCACAGAAGCUUUACAGCGGAGUGUGAAGUGUGGCGGAGUAUUCGACACCGGAAUCUGUUGAAGAUAAUAACUUCAUGUUCAAGUCUUGACUUUCAAGGCAAUGAUUUCAAAGCUUUGGUAUAUGAGUUCAUGCCCAAUGGGAGUUUACAUGACUGGUUGCAUUCAAAUGUAACUACAACUAAACUGAACCUUCUUCAAAGAAUAAAUAUUCUCAUCAAUGUUGCAUCUGCCCUUGAUUAUCUUCACAAUCACUGUCUACCAGCCAUCAUUCACUGUGACCUGAAGCCAAGCAACAUUCUGUUGGAUGAUGAUAUGGUGGCCCAUGUUGGAGACUUUGGUUUAGCUCGAUUUCUUGGAACAAAUUCAAACAAAAACAGUACAAGUGGCAUUAGAGGAACAAUUGGAUAUGCACCUCCAGAGUAUGGUGUUGGGAGCAAGAUGACAAGUAGUGGAGAUGUCUACAGUUUCGGAAUAUUAUUGUUGGAGGUGAUGACAGGGAAGAGGCCAACAGACAACAUCUUUAUUGAAGGCCUUAGCCUUCAUAGAUUUGCAGACAUGGCCUUGCCAGACCAUGUAAUCGAUGUUAUUGAUGAUGACCUUCUGAAUUUACAUCAAGAGGAUGCUAUUCCUAUGAUAGCAGAUGUAAAGAAAAUAGAGGAAUGCAUGGCUUCAACUGUCAAACUUGGAGUAUCAUGCUCUGUGGAUUCCCCAGCACAACGGUUGAAUAUCGUAAAUGUUGUCCAUGAGUUGCAGCAUAUUCUGGAUACACUUCAAAAUAGUUGAGGUGUCUUGUUAGUAGAUAUUUUGGGUGUUAAUUGUUAAAUAUGGAUGUAUCUGAGUAUGUGAUAAAUCUUGUAUAAUAAAAUGUGAAAUAAAUGGAAUGAAGGUAUUACUUUGAAAAUAUGGUGGCCUUUUGAGGAUAAGAAUGCAUAACCUACAAAAUCCUUGAUUUGAAGAUUAUCAGUGCCAAUGAAGCUUGUUUUUCCUGCAACCAAGUUAUAUAAAAGCAGGGAUCGAUCCAUAAAAGCAGGGAUCGAUCCAACUGUGUGUAAAUAAAUCAUAAUGCAAAAUGAAAACUGAAACCCUUAUUGCAUAACAGCUUACCAUUUUUACUUGGAAACUCAAAAGCCACCAACAGAUGGCAUUGCAGUAGAGCAGUCAGGAUAAGCCAUGGGCAUAUGUUGUAAAAAUGAAGGGAUCAUGUUUCCUCCAUCACCUGUGUUCAUGGACAAAUUAUCAACUUUAUCUUUCAAUUUAACUUCAAUUGGUCCAUCUUUCUUGGUUUUGACACCAUUAGGUGUGGAAGAUUUCCUUCAAAAUAUUGAAAUAAUAGAGUCUUCGGUGCUUAUAUUAGAUUUCAGCAAGGGCAAAACAGUGAGUAACCUUUCAAUCUCCACAUCACCAAUUUUCCUGAUUGCAGAACUCUGGCGUUCAACUGAAUAAAAGCACAAACCAAUAUUUGAUCAUUUUCCUCAAAUUAUUGAAGUAAUGUUUAACUUUCUUCUUAAGAGUGAGCAGGUUUCUAUUCACGUAGAACACAGUUUAAUUAUGGUUUGGAGAUCAUAACCACCACAAGCUCUAUGUUUCUUUAGAACAAAAGAUCACUGACAAAAAAAAUGCUGGUACUCUUAACAAAGAAUAGACCAUGAUUACAAGAAUCCAGACCAAAAGUUGAAGUUAACAACAAAAAUGGCAUGAUACAAAAUGACAUGAAUAAUGGUAAUGUAGUAGCUAAAACAAAGAUGGCUAACAUGGUGUCCUUAAAAUACUACAAGCUACUGUCUUCAUUGAUUCUAAUAGGAAUUAAAAUAACUACAUAUCAAAUUCAAAGGUUGGAGGUUUCAAAUUUUGACUGCAGAAAGUCAAAAUAUGAUAUCUAAUUAUGGAAAAUCCUCAGGUUCUUGCUAAUUAAAGUUUCUACGACGAUGAGUAAUCCAACAAAAUGAUACUGUUGACAAUCUAAUCUAAGCAUUCCAGAAUCGGUUAUACUAAACACAGCAACUUCAAAAUCGAAGACGUAAACAUUACAAAUUUCCAUAAACGAGGAAUUUCCUUGACAGAAAUUGGAUUGGACUACCAAAUUAUUACCAAUUACGUAUGCUUUUUAUGUCCUUGUACGUUUUCAAAGCACAAAACUACAUCGGUACUAAAAGAAAUAUAACAUACCUUAUUGGUAAAUAGAUGCGUUUCCUUCAGAAAGCCCAUUUGCAUCAACCUUAGGCCGAGUAUUAACCACGUCUGAACGCUAGAUGAAUAUAUGCCUUUUCCCCUUCGGCUUGGGGGACAUCAUAUAAGCGGAGAAAUUGAUCACAAUACGGCUCGAUUAAAUUCCAACACCACAAGUAGAACUUGGUGCCCCUGCUAGAAAUCGAACCGCAGUAACAUAGAGUGCAUCACGUUGCCAUUGGA